GUCCAGUUAUACCAGGCGAAAGCACAACGAUGACAGCAUGUGCUGUAAGUGAAUCUUCAACUUGUCAGGAGAGUUGGCCUGUCACAAUGUUGAAUUGCUAUAACUACAAUGUUGCAUAUCUAGAACCAAAUGGAAAUUGUUCAAGAUACUGUAUGGUGAGCAACGAUUCCUACAGUCAGACGAUGAAUCAAUCUAGUUCUAUGAAUCCCUUUUCUCAAUCAUCAUCGUAUGAACCAACAGUUUCACCAGAUAAUUUAAACGACUCGUCAACAGUACCUUACUCUGGAUAUCAACCACACGCCACAUCAGACAUGUCUGGCACAUGGUCACAAGAUAUAAUGUAUUCUGCAUCAAAUUCUGGAUAUCAACCACAUGCCACACCAGUUAUGUCUGGCACAUCGACACAAGAUACAAUGUAUUCAGCACCAAAUUCUGGAUAUCAAACGCACGCCACACCAGUCAUGUCUGACAAAUGGUCCCAAGAUACAAUGUAUUCUGCACAAAAUUCUGGAUAUCAAUCACAAGUCACAUCAGUCAUGUCUGACACAUCGUCACAAGAUAUAAUGUAUUCUGCAUCAAAUUCUGGAUAUCAACCACAUGCCACACCAGUUAUGUCUGGCACAUCGACACAAGAUACAAUGUAUUCAGCACCAAAUUCUGGAUAUCAAACGCACGCCACACCAGUCAUGUCUGACAAAUGGUCCCAAGAUACAAUGUUUUCAGCACCUAAUUCUGGAUAUCAACCACAUGCCACACCAGUCAUGUCUGACACAUCGUCCCAAGAUAUAAUGUAUUCUGCAUCAAAUUCUGGAUAUCAACCACAUGCCACACCAGUCAUGUCUGACACAUCGUCCCAAGAUAUAAUGUAUUCUGCAUCAAAUUCUGGAUAUCAACCACAUGCCACACCAGUAAUGUCUGGCACAUCGACACAAGAUACAAUGUAUUCAGCACCAAAUUCUGGAUAUCAAACGCACGCCACACCAGUCAUGUCUGACAAAUGGUCCCAAGAUACAAUGUUUUCAGCACCAAAUUCUGGAUAUCAACCGCACACCACACCAGUCAUGUCUGACACAUUGUCCCAAGAUACAAUAUAUUCAGCACCAAAUUCCGGAUAUCAACCGCAUGCCACAUCAUUGCUCUCUGGCACAUCGUCCCAAGAUACAAUGUAUUCAGCACCAAAUUCUGGAUAUCCACAAUCAAACACAAACUAUUUGUAUGAACAAGCAUCUUCCGAGGAAAUAUUCUCAGAACAUCAUUCUUUUUACCAAUUAUCGAGCACUGAAUCUUGGAAUAUUAAACCAACGUCUGUCCAAGAAGAAGCAAUGUCUACUGGCUUUCUAUUAACUGAUUCAACCACACCGUUAGAAGGCAAUUAUUCGUUCAGUGAGACUAUAUAUCCGUCAAGUUCCACUACUCCCCCCUCUGAUGUAUUCGUGUAUGAUUCAUCCAUGUCAACAAUGAAUUCAGAUGCAUCUUAUACAGCACCAAAUCAGCUUUCAAGCACAUACACUUUUCAUCAAACAAAAUCUUCCGAAACACUGUAUUCAGAGCCAGAAUCACAUUACAAAUCUUCCACUGAGUCCUGGAACAUUCAACCAACAUCUGUUUUAAAUGAAAUGAUGUCUACUACUUCUCCAGAAUCAACAACUCCAGCAGAUGAAAUUGUACUGAGCGACUUUUUAAGUCUGUCAGUUGAUUCAAGCGUACCAACAUUCAAUCCUACUUCAACAGAUCGACAACUGAUGUUUAAAUGUCAAUACUAUCAGUAUGGAAGCCCGAUUCUAAAUGAUUUACUUUUGGACGUUAAGUGGGAGGUCAACGACGUAUUAAUUGUUGAAAAAUACAAUCUUACUCUCUCUCAAAUGCAGACAGAAGGAAGGAUUACAAAAACGGAUCUUACAAAUGCAGGAAUAACAAUGGGUUUCGAUGUAAAAUGUGGUAUGCGUUUAAGCGCCUCUAGCAACAGUACAUACCUCGAAAGUUAUCCUCGCUAUGCUGGGAUGGAGGUGUGGCCCAAACAUAUGUCGUUAUCUAGUGGAGAAUCCGCAAAGAUUUACGUAUGGACAACAGUUCCCGUGGCAUGUAUGUAUGAUAGUAGCAGUGCUUGUGACUUGACCUUAGAAAUGAAUAAUUUCAAUGAGGAGUUUACAUCCGGUGCACCAAUGUCCUGUAAUCAAUCAAUUACAGAGUUGACAAAACCUUCUGUAUGUGGAUUGGUUCUGGAUGGAUGGAAAACAAACAGCUGGCAAAUACUAGAUAUAAAACUUCCCGAAAACACUGCUCAAGACCAAGAAUACACAGCAAAACUACAACUACGUGUGGCUUUUUCAAUAUAUGACAACUUCUGGGUCAACUACGUCCUUCCAGAAAUUACAAUCAGUGUUAUCAACACAAAUGUGACAGAAAGUUAUUGGAAUUGGUACGGGUUUUGCUUCACUGGGACUGAUCCAUGGUUUUUUACUACUGACUGGCGAUGGUACGAUUUCCACGAUGAAGGAGAAUUCUCACUCUUCAGACAUAAAACGAAACCAAUCGAAGUGAAUACAAUUCAACGAAGAUUCGAAAGUCAUCAUUCAUGGACCGAGCAUUGUGCGAUCGCCGUUCGUGCAGCAUCAGACGUUUUCAUUAUCUAUGGAUGUGGUAGACCUACCAAAUGGAUUGUUCGAAGACUUGGUUGUCAAACUGGUUCCGAAUAUUUGGAAGUGUAUCAUCGAUGGGGAACAUAUGAGAUUGUUCUGCCGACUGGUACAAGAGUAUAUGUAUGGAUUGCAAUGAACAGAAGAUUGAAUGUAUACAUUACUUUUUCACGUAAGGAUCGGUACCAAACAGAAGGUUUGUGUGGUACAUGGAAUAACAAUUGGGAAGAUGAUUUUACUGGAAGAGACGGAAAAGUUUAUGACAGAGCAUAUCCAUUUGCUCGAACUUGGAGUGUUCCAGCCAGUGACAGUUUAUUUAUUGCAAAAACUAGAACGGAAAAGUUAAGCCAGUCGUUUAUGUACUGCACAUGCCUUGGUGAUAGUGGUGGCACUUUAAAUGGACUGUCGGCAAAUGUAGAUUGCUCAUGGAAGGAGAGUUUGCCAGUUUGUCCACCAUUAAACUUUGGCAAACAAUCAUGCGCAAUCCGCUCUAAGCGUUCAACAGAUGGAGAUGAUGACGAUCUAACGAUUGAUAUAUCACCGGAUAUUCUUACUAAAAAGGAACAUGCAGAACGUACCACUGAAUGGAUAAAUGGAUGGAACGAAUCAAGUGCAGACGAUGCAUGCAACAGUUAUUUCAAGGAUUCGAUUUUAUUCGAUGCGUGUUCAUCGCUGUCCAAUGUAAAUGUGUCAUCUGCAAUAACGAACUGUGUCCUAAAUAUAAAGGUAUCCGGAACUGAUGAGUAUAUGGCAGAUGCAUUUGAAAUGUUUAAAACAGAAUGUUCAAAUGAAGUAAGGACAAAUAAUUCACUGUGGACCGAAACAAAUGAUGAUGGAAAUAUUGUAGCUCAAGUGGUCGUUGGGAAAUUAUGUCCAUUUGACUGCAAAUAUAAAGGAAAACAACUUGGUAACUGCGUGCAAGGGGUAUGCGCCUGCUAUCAAAACUUAACAGGUGGUGAUUGUCGUGUUAACAUGAGUGCAUCACCACAAAUAUUGACAAAUGUUACAGAUGAAUCAUUCUGUGAUACAUCUAAACGAACAUGUUCUCAUUUCUCUGUGUUUGGAGAAAACUUCUACGAAUCAAGUAAUCUGGGAUGCUUGAUACAGAAAGCUGAGAUCAUAAACAACGUAUUAACGGCAAAUGGAACAAGAACUACCACGACGGGCCAGAUGGAAAACAUAGGAGAGGUUAAAUGUCCAGUCAGCGUAAAUCGACGAAAGAAGAGAUCUACGACAAAUGAAACAACUAUACAGUACUACCUUGUGUCAGUGACCAACGAUGGUGUCACUUAUAGUGACUCUGUACCGCUGAUAUUGUAUGAUACAUCGUGUUACACGUGUACAACUACAGAUUCCAAUGUCAACUGUCAAUUACGGUCUGAUAUUUGUGUUGUUGAUGGUAUAUGCUAUAGUUCAUCGAGUUCGCAGUGUCCUUCUGAUGAUUCUGAGAGUAAACUGUGGAUCAUUGGCAUUGUGAUAGGUGUGCUGUUAGUCGUUAUCAUUGUCAUAUUGUUAGUCAAAUGGUGCAAAAGUCCAAGGCGUGUGUUUCCUUUAUGUGGAGAAGAUAAUGCUGACAAACCUUCAAGUAGUGAACUCUAUGAAGCAGUGUCACGUGGUAAUACACCAGAACCAAUGACAAGAGUCAACUUAUAGACAGAGCAGUUUCAUAAAAUUCCGGUUUUGCAAUCUCAUUAAUGUAUAGACCUUUAAUUAUUUCUAAAAAUGUGUUUUAAUAUGAGACAUAAAGUGUCCAGUUCUUGCUGAACACAGAACCAAUAAUUUUUGGCAUAGUACAAGUUUUAUCAAUAUUUAACGAGAUUUAUUAUGAUGAUUUUAUUUCAUGAGAAUUAAAGUAGAAGGUUUAGUGAGAGUUAUUUAGUCUAUCAAACUGCUACAAUAUUACAGCUCUUUCAACCUGUAUAAUAUGUUUCAAUAAAAAGAUGUAUUUAAGGCCCGUUAGUAAGAAAGUGUUUGGUGUCAAUGGUGACGUUUUGAUAGUAAUUUUGAGGAAUUCAUUUUGCUAAGGCCAUUUCAAACAUUUAAUUAAUUUAAAGGGAAAACAUUAGGUCGAUAGCCAACUUUUAAUUUUCGACGAAAUGGUCCUUAUUUGAAUUGGAAAGUAUCUUAUUCACUAGACCUUGUGAUUAUAAAAUUAUAUGUGUCAAACAUUUUUUAGUUUUAACUUAUUGCAAAUGUACGCGCUCAUAACAACUUUCAUUUCAAAGAAACUUAAUUUACUUCAACAACUAAGAUAUAAGCAUUGUACUCUCUUCAUAUGAAUGUAUAUUCUAUUCUGUUUUUCAUAAUAUUCUGUUUUUAACUAUACAUACCAUGUCAUACACAGUUGCUCUAUUUUGAUAAAACGAUGCCGGUUAUAUAUAUCUAGAGAUUACCAUGUUCGCCUUUUCUAUUUGACAAUCGGAUGCAACUUUGUUUUUCAUUAUUUUGUAUUUUUAUUCAUGGACAUGAUGUUGGUUUUUUUUCAAAAUUAUGAUUUGACCAUUAUAACAUAUAUUGUUAUAUAAUUGUUU
Mytilus trossulus (common blue mussel) is the source of this 5167-nucleotide messenger RNA. RefSeq lists its product as uncharacterized. The transcript is spliced from 17 exons. Bases 30 to 4289 code for a protein of 1419 amino acids. NCBI's taxonomy places the organism in Eukaryota, Metazoa, Mollusca, Bivalvia, Mytilida, Mytilidae. The record is from RefSeq and is a predicted model, not a curated record.